Messenger RNA from Chaetomium strumarium, 1266 nucleotides. Its product is annotated as aminotransferase. Gene Ontology annotation, biological process: L-valine biosynthetic process; L-leucine biosynthetic process. Gene Ontology annotation, cellular component: mitochondrion. NCBI's taxonomy places the organism in Eukaryota, Fungi, Ascomycota, Sordariomycetes, Sordariales, Chaetomiaceae. Gene Ontology annotation, molecular function: branched-chain-amino-acid:2-oxoglutarate transaminase activity. Bases 1 to 1266 code for a protein of 421 amino acids. The record is from RefSeq and is a predicted model, not a curated record. The transcript is spliced from 2 exons.
AUGAUCUCUCAAGGCUCCCCCACCGAGGAUCUCACCUCGACGGCCAUGGAGCAGAAGAUCGCUGAGCAGCCGGCGCUCACCAGCAGCAACGGCAACGGCCACCACGCCAACGGCAAAGACAGCCUCGCCGGCCUCGACGCCUCCAAGCUUGUCGUCACGCGGGCUGACCCCAACGCCCGCCAAGUGCCGGACGAAGUCACGGCCACGUCGGGCAACGAGACCAUCUGCACCGACCACAUGAUCACCUGCACCUGGAAAGCGUCGACGGGCUGGGCGGCGCCGGAGCUAAAGCCGUACGGGCCCCUCUCGCUCAUGCCGACCGCGUCGGUGCUGCACUACGCGACCGAGUGCUUCGAAGGCCUCAAGGCGUACCGCGGCCACGACGGCCGCCUGCGGCUCUUCCGCCCGGACCUCAACGCCAAGCGCAUGCUCAUGUCGACGCUGCGCAUCUCGCUUCCCGGCUUCGACCCGGUCGAGCUGGAGAAGCUGAUCGUGGCGCUGAUGGCCGUCGACGGGCCCAAGUGGCUCCCCCGGUCGCGCCCGGGCUCCUACCUGUACCUGCGCCCGGCCGUGAUCGGCACGCAGCCGCAGCUGGGCGUGCAGGCGCCCAAGGAGGCGCUGCUCUUCAUCACGGCGUCCUUCAUGCCGCGCAUGGACGCGCCGCCCGGCGGCAUGAAGCUGCACACCAACCCGGAGGACAUGAUCCGCGCGUGGGUCGGCGGGUUCGGCUACGCCAAGGUGGGCGCCAACUACGGGCCCAGCCUGCUGGCCACCAACGAGGCGCGCGAGCGCGGCUUCGGCCAGAUCCUGUGGCUGUACGGGCCCGAGGGGUACUGCACCGAGGCUGGCGCGAGCAAUUUCUUCGUCGUGUGGCGGACGAAGGGGGAGCAAGGCGGGAAGCUGCAGCUCGUGACCGCGCCGUUGGACGACAAGCUCAUCCUGGACGGCGUGACGCGGCGGAGCAUCGUGGAGCUGGCGCGGGAGCGGCUGGCGGGCGAGCUGGAGGUGGUCGAGAGGAAAUACACGAUCGACGAGGUCAUUGAGGCGGAUAAGGAGGGCCGGCUGGUCGAGGCCUUUGCCGCUGGCACGGCGUUCUUCGUCUGCCCCGUCUCACAGAUCCGACACCGCAACCACGACGUCCACAUCCCCAUGGUCAAGGGCCAUGCUGGUCAAUACACAUCCAAGCUCAAGGGGUGGGUGGCCGAUAUCAUGUGGGGUAACGAGCCGUCGCAUCCUUGGGCUGUUGUGGUGGAAGAGGAGCAGUAA